GAGUUCACAAUCCUAGAGAGCGGUAAUGUAGUUUGUGUGGGAAAAGUCCGCACCAGCGAUGAGUACACUCUGAGUCUACAACACGUGUUGGUCGACACCGAAGCCAAUUUGGACAAAGAAGUUGAGGUCAAUCUGACCACUGCUGAUCUCUACAAAGACUUGAAAAUUUUGGGUUACGAUUACGGACCGAAGUUUAGACGAAUCAAAACAAUGAGAACAAAUGAUUUCGAGAAAAUCAAUGGACAGAUCAGUUGGGAUGGAAAUUGGGUCACUUUCAUGGACUCACUGUUGCAGACAAUGGCCGCCGGAAUGCCAUUCAGGAAAAUGAUGGUUCCGGAGCCUUCGGUGCGAUCCAAAGGCUCUUUCAGUUGGGAUGGAAAUUGGGUCACUUUCAUGGACUCACUGUUGCAGACAAUGGCCGCCGGAAUGCCAUUCAGGAAAAUGAUGGUUCCGGUGAUGAUUAGGAGCCUUCGGUGCGAUCCAAAGGCUCUAUACGAGGGAAUCGCUGCACACAAACUGGAAGAACGCUCUGGAGAUAUAUUAGGCAAUGUUAUCGAUGACAAGAAUCUCGAUAAUAUCGAUCAAAGCGGUGGCGAAAAGACUUUCGACGAGUCGGAAGUGGAGGGCAUUCUGUCGACCAAUAGUGUUGAUUACAUGGAAGAGCUGUUUGGCAAAGAGUUUCACGUCUAUCCGUCUGUUUUGCCGUAUUAUGUGGACAUGAAUUCACGAAUGAUUGUCACAUACGGUGUAGAGAUCGAGAAUCUGAUGGCUUUCCCGAUCGCUCGCAAGUCAAAUAUGCAAGACUUGAAACUAGAAUCGUAUCAAUUCGUUGCCAAUGAAGAGAAUAUCGCUAUUGAAGAAAGUGAGAAACAGUCAGUCAAAGAGUAUCUGAAGAUCUGUUCACUAAUCGGCGACAAAAUUAAAGAAUUAAAUGAAUCAAAAGACAAAAAAGUGAUCCCAAAUAUUAGCGAUGAU
Molecule: messenger RNA, 975 nt
Organism: Medioppia subpectinata
Lineage: Eukaryota; Metazoa; Arthropoda; Arachnida; Sarcoptiformes; Oppiidae
Source: the annotation of a GenBank genome assembly